This is a messenger RNA of Lingula anatina, 1464 nucleotides long. RefSeq names its product sulfotransferase 1A1. Gene Ontology annotation, molecular function: sulfotransferase activity. The record is from RefSeq and is a predicted model, not a curated record. Lineage: Eukaryota; Metazoa; Brachiopoda; Lingulata; Lingulida; Lingulidae.
UCUGACCCAUAUCUUAUGUAAUGAAAGGCAGUGUAUUUUAAGAAGCGGUAACAGGGCUUCGUGAUAUAUAGAGAAAAUGCAUAAAAUACCAGGAGAGCAUAUUUAUGAGGGAAUUCUGAUGCCUGGCUAUCAUCCCCCUGAAAUAAUAGAGAUUUUCAAAAAUUUCCAAAUGCAUCAAAGUGACUGUUUAGUAACGGCAUAUCCCAAAUCAGGCCAAACAUGGAUAACAGAGAUGGUUUCUCUCAUCCUUCACCAUCAAAAUUUGGAGGAGGCAUCCAGACAGCCCAUCUUUAGCAGGGUUUUCUGGCCAGACUUUUGCCAUGCAGGGAGAGUGAGUCAUUCUUACUUGAAAAAAAUUGCCUCGUCCUCUGCACCUCGCCUUCUCAAGACACACAUGUUGUAUAGAUAUCUUCCAAAGCAAUCACAACAGAAGAGGGUCCCUAUGAUACAUGUACUCAGAAACCCCAAGGAUGUUGCUGUUUCCUAUUAUCAUUUUUAUCGCAGUAAUGCCUUGUUUGGAAAGUUCAGAGGCUCUUGGGAUGAGUUUUUUAACUUGUUUAUCAGUGGCCAUGUUGCCUAUGGUAGCUACUUUGACUAUGUCCUUGAAUACUGGAACGAAUGUAAAGAAAACUCAAAUGUCUUAUUCCUAAAAUAUGAAGAAAUGUUAACAGACCCAAGAGAAGCUGUUGUAAAAAUUUCUCAAUUCUUAGGGAAAACACUUAGUUCAGUCAGCAUGGAAAAGAUUGUCAACUAUACAUCAUUCGACAGUAUGAAAAAAAAUCCAGCUACAAGAAUAUCUGCCAUCACUGAUGCCAUUGAUGAAUCCGUUUCACCUUUCUAUCGUAAAGGAAUGGUUGGGGACUGGAGAAAUUACUUCACAGAGCAGCAGAAUACCAUCUUUGAAAAGACAUUUAGGGAAAAGAUGGAUGGAAGUGGUUUAAGCUUUGACUUUGGAACUAAUGUAACAAGCAAAAUGUGAACAUAUUAAGAACAUUAUCUAAAUAUUAGACUAAAUGUACUCAUAGAUUCUACCUCUUUUGAACAAAAUUUGCAUCAUGGAAUUCACAUAUUUUAAGCUUGUUUUGAUAGAGGCACUAGAUGUACUUAGAUGCAUUAGUAUACAUAUAGCAACAUUAUUGCAUGGUCUCAUUUUGUUAAAUUAACAUCUGUUAAGAAUGAAGAUGUUUUUAACUUAUAUUAUGAUAUCCAAAUCAGGCAAGAUAAUACAACAUGUUAUAGAACACAUGUCCAUAACACCAGCCACAGCUUUCUGUUUACCAAAUUGAAUGGGAAACAAAGUAUUAUUAUUAUUAUUAUUAUUAUUAUUAUUAUUAUUAUUAUUUUCACCUUGUCUCAGGAGCUAAGAAAGCAACUACUGACUAUGAUAGGUGUAUUAUGAUUGGUUUGGGGAUCAAUCCACCAUGAUGCAGCAUCCGAGGAACAAGAACACAUUUUACAUGAUAG